AUGAAGCACGUUACAUCUUCCCGAACUUUAAGAAAAUCGCGCUUGGAGGAGGCGUAUUUUAAAAUUAAUCGUAAAGAAGCAUUGCUUUAUGGGAAAAUUCGUCGCACAGCUGGUUUCCUGACAAUCGGAAUCCCGUCCGUGAGGAGGAAGAAUGUGACCUAUUUAGAGGAUACUCUUCAGUCCUUGAUAUCUCGAACACCACCGUCCAAUCGCAGUCGAGUACUACUUGUCGUGUUCCUCACCGAAAGUAACCAUACUUGGGUAGUCCAUCGAGCAAAGGAGGUCUACCAAAGAUUUCAAGAACACGUGGACUCUGGUUUUAUACAGAUUGUGCAUCCGCCACAUAUCGCGUAUCCAAACUUCCGGUCGCUGGAGCGUCGGUAUAACGACGACAAGGAUAGAGUGGCCUGGCGAAGCAAACAAAACUUGGAUUUCUCCUAUCUGAUGACGUAUUCGCUUCCUAUGUCUCAGUAUUACUUACAGCUAGAGGAUGACGUAAUGGCUACUGAAAAUUAUAUUCACAAACUGGAAGAUUUUAUAAAACAAAACGAACAGGAAACAUGGCUUUACCUUCGGAUGUCAAAACUUGGGUUUAUUGGACUUCUCUUUCGAAACUCUGAUUUACCAAAAGUGUCUGAAUUUUUACUUGUUUUAUUUGAUGAAAAACCUUGUGACCUUCUUAUAAACGACUUACGUGUCAUCAAAGGGCAAACAAAAGAUUUCGUACUGUCCCCCUCUUUAUUUCAACAUAUGGGACUUGUUUCGUCAUUAAAAAAUAAAGUUCAGCUACUCAAAGACAACACAUUUCGCGACUAACUCUGAAUCUAAACCUUCUGCUUGGCAUCUAAAGUAUGAGAUAAUUCUUUAUUUGUGUCGCCAUGGUUAUUGGAUUUCAUAAUAUUUUUUUAUUAUCAGAAGUAAAUGUUAAUUGAUUUUGUUCAACGCAUGAAAUUCCUUGUUUGAACGUAAAAUGAAAAUUACAUACAAAGUUCUUGGUUGAGUUUUGUAUUUUCUUACGUCGAAUUGUUUCAGAGGAUAAAAAGG
Molecule: messenger RNA, 1044 nt
Organism: Ostrea edulis (European flat oyster)
Lineage: Eukaryota; Metazoa; Mollusca; Bivalvia; Ostreida; Ostreidae
Product: alpha-1,6-mannosyl-glycoprotein 4-beta-N-acetylglucosaminyltransferase-like
Exons: 2
Coding region: 1-816 (271 amino acids)
Biological process (GO): protein N-linked glycosylation
Molecular function (GO): acetylglucosaminyltransferase activity
Source: RefSeq, a predicted model, not a curated record